GUGAGUUCAUCAUGUGGACUUAAUUCGGUGCAGAGCGCCCCAGGAUGAAGUGUGGAGCUUUCCUUCACGAACUGCUGAGGCGCACGCCAUGCAUGUGACGGUAGGAUCGGAUCAAGCUGAGAUGUCCUUCUUCAGGACCUUGCUCUGAAUCGCGCUGAAGACUCUGCUUCAUUCUGAUCAGUGCAUGUGAGCAACGACACGUCUCAAAAAUGCACUACAGACCAGUUUGGUGACAGCUGAGCGGGCAGGCCCCAGCUUCUUUGUCGUUUCUUUUUGUUGUCUGGAGUCGUUAAAAGUGAAGAUUGCACAAGUAUGACUGCUUCGAACAGCAGAUGUGGGGUUGUAAUUGAGCGCAGAUGGAAUUAGGGUUCUGUAUGGAGAGCAUCAUAUUUGAGUGAAUAGCAACAGCAACACGUUUUAAAGCCUGCUUCUAAGACUGAUCAAUCUCGGAUCUCCCUAGGGGGGCUACCACCCUGUUAGAAUCACCGCCAGCUCAGCAGCUGAUCUGCUGAUAACACCAUCAUGUCGUUGGACGCGUGCCUCGCGCUGUGUGUCAACUCCACAGCCUGCCUUGAGGACUGCCUCCUUGACGCUGGAUGGACGGCUCCUUCACCAGACCUGGGUUGGGUUUUGGACGGGUUCCUGUCAACCAUUCUGGUGGUGCUGAGUGCCAUAUUUUCGGGACUGACGCUCGGCCUGAUGAGCUUAGACAAGCUGGGGCUGCAGAUCCUGCAAGAAGGGGGGGACCCUGCUGAGAGGAGGCACGCUCGCGCCAUCGCCCCCAUUCGAGAAAAGGGAAACCUCCUGCUGUGCACGCUGCUGCUCGGGAACGUCACGGUUAACAGCCUGUUAGCCAUAACCAUGGCCCGGGUUACCAACGGCCUCGUCGGCUUCCUGGCAUCUACCGCUCUCAUUCUUCUUCUGGGAGAGAUCCUGCCUCAGGCCAUAUGCUCCCGGCACGGCCUGGCUAUCGGGGCCCAUACCCUAUGGGUCGUUAAGGUGUUCAUAUUCCUCUUCUACCCGAUCGCUUGGCCAAUUUCGAAGCUGCUGGAUAAGAUGCUGGGGCGUGAGAUGGGCAUGGUGUACAGCAGGGAGGAGAUCCAGAAGCUGAUCGAGCUGCACGUGACCAACCCCGAGGCGCAGCUCGAGUCGGGGCUGACCAAGGACGACCACCGGAUGCUCAUCGGCGUGAUGGAGUACAAGAAGCGACGCGUGCGGGAAGUCAUGACCGAGCUGGACAACGUGUACAUGCUCGACUGCAAGCGCCGCCUCGACUUCUCCACGCUCUUCGAGAUCUACAAGUCCGGUUUCACGCGCAUUCCCGUGUUCGACACCACCCAUCACAACGUGAUUGGCAUCCUGUACGCAAAGGACUUGAUCCUGGUCGACCCGCAAGACCAAGUCGAGAUCCGCACAAUCCUGUCCUUCCACGGGGGGGAGGUCAAGAAAGUUAACGAGGACACGACGCUCGACUACGUUCUGAACGAGUUCAAGACGUCCAACAGCCACAUGCUCUUCGCCACGCGCCUCGUCUCGCAAGCGGUGGACGACGCCCCGGGCUCUCCCGGGGGCUACUGGAGCCGGGCCUGCACCGUGGAGCAACUGACCGGGAUCAUCACCCUGGAGGACGUCAUCGAAGAGAUCAUACGCGAUGAGAUCGUGGACGAAACGGACAUGGCGGUGGAUGCCAACCGUCCGAAGCAAAAGGACCGGCGCACAAGCGCGCGGGCGAGCUUGCAGGGGUAUCUGAACCUGUACGAGCACGACCACCGGUUAACCAAGGAGCAGCACACACUGUCCGCGCCCGAGGUGCAAGCCGUCACCGCGUUCCUGCACCUCAACGUGGACGAGUUCAAGCUGCUCCCCGCGGAGACGGUGCUCAAGGGGCUCGUCUUUAGAGCCACCCUCAUCGAGCGCCACGACAAAGAGAGCGAAGUACCCGUGUCCCCAGAGAGUCAGGACAAGCACAUGGUGUACCGCCGCGGCAUGCCGGCGCCGUUCUUCACGCUGGUGAUCGCCGGCAAGCUGCUGAUUCGAGCGGGAAAAGAGGGCUUCGAAUCGGAGAUGGGGCCUUGGACGAGCCUCGGGGAGGCGGCGCUGCGGAAAGAUGAUUACGUCCCGGAUUAUUCGGCGAUCAUCGCGGGGCACUGUCGACUGCUGCAGAUCUACCGGCGGGACUACUUGGCAGCGAUGCGCCUGGCGCAGCCGGAGAUGAUCACAGCAUCGCGUCAGCUGAAGCAGGCGAUCGUCGACAUGGAGUACGAGAACGAGUCGCGACAAAACAGCCCGCUUUUGGUGAACCACCGUCGAAUCGACGAGAACGAAGAGCCCCGCACCCCCCUGCUGAUGGACAUCGACAGCAGCCGCGCAGAGCCGGACGGCCUUUCGCCCGAGAUGCGCGCUCUCAACCGGCUGACGUCACUGGGCAGCGCCAACUGGGGCCGGCUGGAGCAGGAGGCGCAGGGGCGGGGCGUCAUCAUACGCUUUGACAACAUGCGGUAUAAGCAGGAGACGACCGUCAGCAUUUACACCAGGGACCAUCAAGCGCUGCUCGCGAAGGUGACGGACGCCUUCACGUCGAUCGGGCUGCGCGUGCGGAGCGCCAAGAUCUACACGGAGGGGGACAAAGCGCUGGACGUCUUUGGGGUCGUUGGAGAGUCGGGGGAACAGGUACCGGAGGAUCAGUUUGACUUUGUGAGGCAGCACCUGCUGUCACGCGUUUUCGAAACUAACUAGAGUGGGAGGCGCCGGGGGUGGAGCAACUAGGGUAGGGAGGACGGGAGGAACUAGUGAGGGGAACAGGUGCCGGAGGACCAGUUUGGCUUCGUGAGGCAGCACCUGCUGUCACACGUUUUCGAGGAUAAGUAGAGUGGGGAGAACGUGGGGACGGUGGAGAUUGGGGGAACGGU
This is a messenger RNA of Klebsormidium nitens, 2909 nucleotides long. The record is from the annotation of a GenBank genome assembly. Lineage: Eukaryota; Viridiplantae; Streptophyta; Klebsormidiophyceae; Klebsormidiales; Klebsormidiaceae.